UCCCAGCAUGCCUCGCGCCCGGCGCGCCCCGCUCUCCAGCACGGGCGGCGGCCAUUGGGCGGCGACGCGCAGCCAAUCAGCGGGCUCCUUGUUGAGAGGACGGUGAGGCGGCUCUGAGGGAAAGGAGCGAAGAUGGUUCUGGAGAGCACCAUGGUGUGUGUUGACAACAGCGAGUACAUGAGAAAUGGGGACUUCUUACCCACUCGCUUGCAAGCCCAGCAAGACGCUGUCAACAUCGUGUGCCACUCCAAGACCCGUAGCAACCCUGAGAACAACGUGGGGCUCAUUACCUUAGCCAAUAACUGUGAAGUGUUGACCACGCUCACUCCAGACACAGGCCGGAUCCUUUCAAAGCUACACACGGUGCAACCCAAAGGGAAGAUCACCUUUUGCACAGGGAUCAGGGUUGCUCACCUGGCUUUGAAGCAUCGCCAGGGCAAGAAUCACAAGAUGCGAAUCAUUGCCUUUGUUGGGAGCCCUGUAGAAGAUAACGAGAAAGAUCUGGUGAAACUAGCAAAGCGUCUGAAGAAGGAGAAGGUCAACGUUGACAUUAUCAAUUUUGGAGAAGAGGAAGCCAACACAGACAAGCUGACAGCCUUCAUUAACACCCUGAAUGGCAAGGACGGCACGGGCUCCCACCUGGUGACGGUGCCGCCGGGGCCCAGCCUGGCCGAUGCCCUCAUCAGCUCCCCGAUCCUGGCCGGCGAGGGGGGGGCCAUGCUGGGCCUCGGCGCCAGCGACUUCGAGUUCGGCGUGGACCCGAGUGCCGACCCGGAGCUGGCGCUGGCUCUGCGUGUCUCCAUGGAGGAGCAGAGGCAGCGGCAGGAGGAGGAGGCCAGGAGGGCUGCGGCCGCCUCUGCGGCUGAGGCUGGGAUCGCAGCCACCAGCGGGGAUGAUUCGGACGAUGCGCUGCUGAAGAUGACGAUCACCCAGCAGGAGUUCGGGCGCGCCGGGCUGCCCGACCUGAGCAGCAUGACGGAGGAGGAGCAGAUCGCCUACGCCAUGCAGAUGUCGCUGCAGGGAGCGGAGUUUGCGCAGGCGGAGGCGGCCGAGGUGGACAGCAGCACGGCCAUGGACACCUCCGAGCCCACCAAGGAGGAGGAUGACUAUGACGUGAUGCAGGACCCCGAGUUCCUGCAGAGCGUGCUGGAGAACCUGCCCGGCGUCGACCCCAACAACGAGGCCAUCCGCAACGCCAUGGGCUCGCUGGCCUCGCAGGCUUCCAAGGAGGGCAAGGACAAGAAGGAGGAGGACAAGAAGUGAGGGGCUGGGGGCUGGGGGCUGCGCCUGACGCGGCAAUAAAGGCUGAAGCACGGUGCCGGCUCCCUGA
Molecule: messenger RNA, 1330 nt
Organism: Numida meleagris (helmeted guineafowl)
Lineage: Eukaryota; Metazoa; Chordata; Aves; Galliformes; Numididae
Gene: PSMD4
Product: proteasome 26S subunit, non-ATPase 4
Exons: 10
Coding region: 133-1263 (376 amino acids)
Biological process (GO): proteasome-mediated ubiquitin-dependent protein catabolic process
Cellular component (GO): cytosol; nucleus; proteasome regulatory particle, base subcomplex
Molecular function (GO): polyubiquitin modification-dependent protein binding
Source: RefSeq, a predicted model, not a curated record